GUACUUCCUUGGCUUCGACCUCUUGUGAGUACGUGGGAGAGACGAGGAAAUGCGGGCUUGCCACAGGAGAUGGGGAAAGAUAGAGAGAGUGGUGGUACACGCAGCAUGAACGCUGUCCUAAGAUGGCUGGUGGUGGAAGUAGCACGCGCCUUGCGCGAGGACCGGAAUGUUCUCUACUUCAUCGCUCAUAUUCUGCCGAUGCCAGUCGACCGUUCAGGCACGAGUGCCGAGAUUAACCACGAGAGACUUGGUGGGUUGAGGAGCGAGAUCUACUUGCAGGAGCGAGAUCCACUUCAAACAAGAGUUCCGCCGCAACAAUCUGCCGCUGAGCACCACGAAUGUACACUUGCCGAUGUUGACGCCACCGACGCCAGCAACAGCUGCUCAGAGGGUGCUGGAAACGGUGACAAUGGUUCCGGACUGCGAACGAGCAACCAGCGGGGGGCGGAGCCUAGCCACACCAAACGCCUUUCGGCAGGUAGCUUUGGGCAGCACGCCAACCCCGUCGCUCGAGUCCCCGGGAAUUCAUCGCUCGACAACGGCGGCACCCCCACCCUCGACACGGCCUGCGGUGCCCUCCGGAACAACCUCAUCGGGAGGCUCGCCCCGGUUCAAACGCCGUUCGGCUCCAAGCCACUUGUCUACGCCGACUGGACGGCGAGCGGGCGCCCCGUGAAAUCGAUCGAAGACUUCAUGAACCGGGAGGUCCUUCCUCGGUACGGCAACACUCACACCACGUCUAGUGAGACGGGCGCCCAGACGACCGCUUUCCGCGAAGAGGCCCGGAAGAUCAUAGCGCGGUGCCUUAACGCCAAGUGCGGAUCGUCACACGGCGAGGGCAGCAAAGACGACGGCGGCGACGUCGUGAUUUUCGCUGGCUCAGGGACGACCGCGGCCGUUGCGAAGGUGGUGUCCGCUCUCAACCUCGACACCAAGAAGACUCGCACAUGGAGGUCUGACGGCAGGCCGGUGGUGUUCAUCGGGCCCUUCGAGCACCACUCCAACAUCUUGCCGUGGAGGGAAUCGUGCGCCGACGUCGUGCAGAUCCGCGAGAACGCCGCCGGCGGCCUCGAUCUCGAAGACCUGGAGCGAAACCUCAAGGCGUACUCCCGCCGCCGCCUGAAGAUCGGUUCCUUCGCCGCUGCAUCGAACGUGACUGGCGCCAUGGAAGACACGGAGAAGAUCACGAGGAUCCUUCACAGCGGAGGAGCUUUGUCGUUUUGGGACUACGCCACCGCCGCGCCGUACAUCGACAUCGACAUGAACCCCAAGGGAUUCAACGAUGCUGAUGAGGCCCUAGCCGCCAAAGACGCCGUGUUCAUCUCGGGGCACAAGUUUCUCGGCGGCGCGGGAACGCCCGGGCUGUUGGUGUGCAAGAAAAAGCUCUUCACCAUGAGCAAGACGCCAGUGGUAAAAGGCGGCGGCACGGUCCUCUUUGUGACCCACAAGGGUCACACGUACCUCAGCAACAUCGAGGAGCGCGAGGAAGGCGGUACCCCCGACAUUCUCGGCUCCAUCAGGCUCGGUCUGGUGUUCCAGAUGAAGGAGAAGCUGGGAAGCGUUGAGGAAAAAGAAGAACGGCUGACCCACAUGGGGUUGACAGCCCUCAGGUCGAACCCCCGGAUCUGUCUUCUAGGAGACACCGGUCGGAAGCGCCUCCCCAUCUUCAGCUUCUUGGUACGGCACGGCAACAGGUACCUCCACCACAACUUUGUGUGCGCACUCCUGAACGACCUCUUCGGGGUCCAAGCCAGGGCCGGAUGUCAGUGCGCGGGGCCGUACGGGGUGCGGCUGCUGUCGAUGUCGGACAGCUCCCUCCCUAAGAUGAAGAGGCAGGUCGAGGCUGAUGUCGGGAUCAUGAAGCCGGGCUUCUGCCGCCUGAGCCUGACAUUCUUCAUGUCUGAUGCUGAGGCAACUCCGGCGAGGUACAUUCUCGAUGCGGUUAUGUUCGUGGCGGACCACGGUGCGACCUUCCUCCCUCUCUACCAGCCAGACAUCAAGUCGUCAGAGUGGAAGUUUCGCGCGCCGUCCCCUGCGCCGACCGACAGCAGGAAAAGGCCGACCCUGAACGAAGCGCGCUACGGAUUCUCCAACCGCCGCCUCCUCGACGCCCCGCCUCCGGCGGGAAAUGACGUCGGCUCGGGAACGGCCCUGUCCACGGACGGGGAGUCGGCGAUGUUCACUGGCCUCGUCGAUGAGGCCUUCAACCUCGCCGCGGAAGUCGCUCGGCAGGGGACGGUGAACGUCGGCGGCUCGAGGCUGACGCUUGACAGGGAAGGGGAGGCCCUGCGCUGGUUCUACUUCCCCAACGAAACCGUGUCGACGCAAGUUGUGCGGCCCCUCGUCAUCAUGCCGAGGCUGUACGACAAUGGGCAACAGCAACAGCGGGCCCCCGAAUACGAGACGGGGGAAGCGUCAUGGCUCGCCAGGUUUUUCGGGGGGAAGAGGGCACUCCGCGCGGCAAACCCGCAGAGGCGUAACGGUCCCAAGGACGAUGAAGAGGACGAAAACCCGCAGGUCCGCGCUCUCAUGGCCAGGCUUCAAAGCCUGGAGGCGGAGCUUGCGCAGCAGUCAGAGAAGAAAAUGCAACAACAGCCGAGGCAGCGGCCAGAGCAGCAAGCACACCAGCAGUCGUGGCAGCAGAAGCCGACUCUGCAGCAGAGGCCGCCCAGGCCGCAGAAGCAACCGGUACAGCAACAGCCCGUCACAGGCUUCGCUGUGGUUCCAGGUAGAGCCGAGACUACUACCGGAUCCAAACCUGUACGGCUUGCCGAUCUGGACGUCGAGGCCCGUGGUGGGUCGGAACCUGAACGCGUUGGCGAUGCGGGCGUCAAGACCGGUCGAUCGAAAUCUGUCGGGCUAGCCGAUCUGGGUGAUUCGUGCUACUUUUAAAAAGACGGAUGUUCGACGCAGGGCUUGGGGCUGGUAGCAAGAUGAAUAUCCGAGCAGCCUAGAGCCUUCCGCAACAUAGCUCGGAUUUGCUCGGCCGCCGACUCUGUGAACGGAAACACGCGUCCAGUUUUUUUCUGAUCUGCAUUCUGCAUGGGUAGCCUGCAGGUUUUUUACUAUUCAUGUGUUGACCUUGGCUUACCAUCCAGCUUGCUCGGUCGAUGUGGGACGGGACGGACACACAUUGCACACAGUCGUUGGGGGGUCGAUGAAGGACGAUUCCUGGCACCGAUCUUUUUUCGUACGUGAUGCUCUGCUAUAUCCAUUGUGCUCGCCAGUCCCAUGGGAUGUACCAGUAUGUAUGGUCACUCGUGAUUUUUUUAUUGAAAAAUAUCGUGCGUGGAGCUUCGUAAAUGAAGUCGUUCCGUUGUUCGUGAGUGCGCGAAAACAGGGCGGAGGUUGGCCCUGUGUCCACAGUUGACCUUGAUCACCAGAGACUGGUGGCGGAGGUGGUGCGGAACUUUGUGGUGAAUCGGACUUGAAGGGAAAGUGUGCUCCUGCAUGCCGCAUCUAUGUCGCGUGCGACGUCGCUGGGAUUCUUUCAAGUUGCGCUGUUUUGUAUCGUCACCUGCGGUCUACUGUUCUGGGACCUCUUCAUGUUAUAGACUAGUCUAUUUGUAUUUUUUGGUUUUGGUUCGUUUCACACGUAUCGUGAGGUAGUGCACGGAGAUCAUCACGUACAUACAGUAGACUUCAAGCAUGUAUGCACAGCCAUUGGGAAGGGCAUGAUCAACAUGUAAACAAUCUCCGCUGCGACAUCUAUUCGCACAUUCUCGUUGUUUCACAGUGAAUUGGCGAACGCUCAUGGGUACGAAACAUAUGGACGCCAUGAUUGCGGGAGUACACGUAAACAGCGAUACCCCACAGCGUCUUGUCUUGUUUCGUACCGUCUUCUCUGCUGUUGCAAUGAACAGUCGUUUCUCGACUGCGUCCGGUACGAUGGUAUCUUUCUUCUCGCGUUGGCUC
Messenger RNA from Ectocarpus sp. CCAP 1310/34, 3915 nucleotides. Lineage: Eukaryota; Phaeophyceae; Ectocarpales; Ectocarpaceae. The record is from the annotation of a GenBank genome assembly.